AUAAAUAGAAAAAAAAGAAUGUCCUUUUUAUGUACCAUAAGAACAAAUGUAAAGAGGCAAUAUAUAUAGAGUACUUUUGGGUCCCCUUCCCCUCAUCAUAUUUAUUUUUGUGUUCUUUCCCUCCUCUUCUAAAUGGUUUUUGUAAGGGUAAAACCAAAAUUUCUUCAUCAUUACAUUCUUCUUCUAUAAUUUUAUUGUCACAAAAAAAAAAUUGUAAAAUUUUGAUAAUUUGUUAUGUCUUCACCUCCUCCAUCCCAUGUUGGUGAGGCUUCAACCUCAAGACAAAGAUCAAGGAAUGGUAAUAAUGGGAAUGGGAAUGGGAAUAAUGGGAAUGGUAGUGGAAGUAGUAGAAGUAGAAGACAAAGAAGAAGAAGACCUCAAACUCCAACUCCUUCUCCUCAAGUAGUAGUUAUAACAUCACAAGAAGCUUCAACUUCAACUUACUACAAUUUGAAUGGAGGAGUUUGGCCUGAGCCUUUUGUGGAAUCUCUUGCUCUUCAACUUGCUCUUGAUACUUCUCUUUCUCAUGGCCGUCUUGCUGUUGCUCCUACUCUUGCCAUUCUUUUCCAGGUUUGUACAACAUGGAGAGCUGUAUCACGCUCCGAGCUCCUAUGGCAGAAUCUAGUGCGCAUUGUUUGGAACAGCACAGACCUACACCGUCCUACUUGGCGCGAGGAGUUCAUUUAUCUUCACUCUACCUCUCGCAACUUCCGUGUUAGCCGAUAUUCCUACUACGUUCUUCGGCCUUCCGAUCAUUUAUUAGCUGCAGCCCCUGGUGGAGACGAUGGUGGUGCAGCUGAUCAACUCCCUCUACUGUGCCUUCGCCUUGUGCUUGCUGGCGACCACCUUGCAGUAGGGUUCUCAGACGGUUCUGUGCGCAUCUUUCACCUCCCCUCUCGUCUCCACCUUCAAACCAUUCAUCCUUUGCUCCGUGAUCACCUUGGCUUGUUCUCCCGUGCAGUAUCUGGAAUUGUGCUUCAACCUCUUGCUGAUCGUGUUGUUUUUGCCUCCCUUGAUGGUGAUAUUCAUGUUGCUUCCCCUCUUGGCGGGCCAACCUCAGCCCGCCGAGCCUACUUAGGGGAUGUUGUCAAUGAUGGGGCUUUAGUUGACUUCACUGGUGGUGGUCGGUUUUGGGUCGGACUUUAUGCUGGUGUCCCAGGUAGGGCAUUUCGAGUGUGGGAUGCAGAUUCCGAAGAGCUACUAUUUAUGGGUGGCUCUCUAACUGAUCCAGAAUCUGUUAUGGGGUGGCACAUGCUCACAGAGAUUCGACCCACUGAAUUCGUGGGUAGAAUUCGGGUUGCAUCUCAAGGGCUUGCAGUUGGGGUUACAAGCCUUAGAGCAUUGGUGUUAGACCUAGAGCAGCACGUCGAGGUAAUGGGGGAAGAGACAAGUCGACGAGGCAUCAUUGUUGGAUCAGUUGAUGCCAACGAUGAUGCCUUCGUCAUGGUAGACACUCGUGGGACAGCAAGUGUACGACAGUUGCGUACUCUCGAGGAGAUGUCUCGGUUCUCUGUGUCACAUCGAGGUGGUGGGGGUGCACCAUCAGUACCACUCAGGGGAAUGCUUGGUUGCAUAAAUAACAUGUACGUAAUGAUGUGUGCUGGGGGUACCAUUAGGGUGUGGGAUGCUGCACAGGGUGAGUAUUUGUAUAGUUUGAGAGAGUGGGUAGAGGAAGCAACAGCACUAGCAGCCGAUGAUCGACAUAUUGUCGCGACAUCGAGUGAUUCGACUAUUCACAUGUGGGACUAUGGCGCUUGAUAACAGACGACGGACUGUGUUAUAUAAUGGUUCAAUAUUUGACUGUUUAUGGAAGAUUAGAUAAGAGGAGGUAUAGUUGAGGGAGAUUGGUUGGUUUAUACACUCCAUUUUGCUGACUUGACUCUCUAAUGAAGGCAGAUAAUCAUCCAAUGCAAACCUAAUUUAUUUUUAAGAUUUAUAAUUUGUUAUUGGGGGUUGAAUUUGGGGAUAAAAAUUGUAGUUUGAUUGAUUUUUUCUUCUUCUUUAAGUCUUGGUUCCUGACGAGGGUGGGCUUGGUGAGAUUUGGGAGGAGAGAGAUUCUUAAUUAUUUUUGUUGUAUAGCCCAGAAAGAUCUUAGCAAGGAAAGUGAUUGUGAUUGUUGACUGUGAUAGACGAAAAGAUGAAAGUACUUGUGAGAUCUCACUCUCAUUUGGACCAGUUGAAGGGACUUUUUAUUUUUUAUCUUUUAUGAUUCUUUUCCAUGUUCAUGUUUUUUUUUUUUGUAAUCUUUCAGACGGUACUGCACUUUCUUAUGAGCUCAUGGUCCACUGGUGGUCCAUUGGGCCCUCUAUUAUUGGAAAUCAGAAGUACAUUUGCACGUACAGCUAAUCUAUGAUUAUAGGCUUUAUAGCCUUGCAAAUAUGAAAUAUAUCAUGGACACAAAAUUUUAUUUUUUCAAGGAUAUAAUAUGAAAUAUAUCGUGAUUUUAAUUGGUCUGACUAAAGUGGAGAUUAAGCUGGAAAGCUAUGUCCUAAACUAUUUUUAAAAUUAUUUUUUCAUCAUAUAUUCUUGACAAAUCGACAAAUUCAUCAUAUACCUACAAUGAUUCAUAUAUUCACUACAUACCUUUGUGUUUCUGAAAAAGUUUAUCAAAUGCUCUUUUUCUUAAUUGAC
Messenger RNA from Beta vulgaris subsp. vulgaris (sugar beet), 2631 nucleotides. RefSeq names its product transcriptional regulator STERILE APETALA. The coding region runs from base 235 to 1758 and encodes 507 amino acids. Gene Ontology annotation, molecular function: protein binding. Lineage: Eukaryota; Viridiplantae; Streptophyta; Magnoliopsida; Caryophyllales; Amaranthaceae. The record is from RefSeq and is a predicted model, not a curated record. Gene Ontology annotation, cellular component: preribosome, large subunit precursor. The transcript has 2 exons.